Molecule: messenger RNA, 837 nt
Organism: Colletotrichum destructivum
Lineage: Eukaryota; Fungi; Ascomycota; Sordariomycetes; Glomerellales; Glomerellaceae
Product: Putative NTF2-like domain superfamily protein
Exons: 1
Coding region: 165-587 (140 amino acids)
Source: RefSeq, a predicted model, not a curated record
CCAUAUCACGUAAAAGUGCCCAUUCACGAAAACAACUCCUAGCUUCAACGGUCAGACCCCCUCGCGAUCAAACGAGACAUCUUCAACGGGAGAUUCAUACCGAAUCACCACUCGACGUACCCCGACAGCAAACUACACCAAAAGAACCCUCACAAAACACCAAUAUGGGCGACGAAGAGAAUUCGGGAUCCGGGACCAUCUACUCCCGCAACAAAGAGGACACGCUCGAGGCCGAGACCCUUCUGUGGCGCGCCAUGUGCGACACGAAGCCCAAGCACCUCAAGAAGUACCUCGACAAGGAGGCCGUCCUCGCCCACCCAGGCCAGAAGCCCUACUCCCCGAAAUCCAAGCCGACGCUGCAGGAGUACCUCGACGAGGACUGGGAGCCCUGGACGGCCUACAAGAUGCACGACGACCCGGAAUUUGUCGAGAUCGACGUCAUGAGCUCCAGCCUCGUCUACCGCGUUACCGCCUGGCGCCAAGAGGGAAACAAGCUCGUCGCGACCGAGGGCAUCUGCAACAGCGUUUGGAAGCAGGAGCCUGGCGGGGAGUGGACGUGCUGCUGCCACCACAUGAGCACCGUUUGAGCUGUGAUGGAUGGAUGGUUGGUUGGCGUCUCCGGAAAGGUGAUGGUGAUUUCGGGGGAUACUCGAUAAGGCGAUGCAUGAUCUGACUGGGCAUGAGCAAGAGUAAGACAGAGGAACGGGACACUUUGGCGUUUUGUAUGAGUGACAGCAUGGUUUGCAGGCGCUGUUGAUCUGGUCUGACGGUAUUUCCACGCAGCAGUUUUGUUUGAUUGCAUUUAAUGACAAGCAUGCAAUUGAAUUUGGAGUAUCC